Fundulus heteroclitus (mummichog) is the source of this 501-nucleotide messenger RNA. Its product is annotated as Fc receptor-like protein 5. Gene Ontology annotation, molecular function: transmembrane signaling receptor activity. Gene Ontology annotation, biological process: cell surface receptor signaling pathway. The annotation marks the transcript as partial. The record is from RefSeq and is a predicted model, not a curated record. NCBI's taxonomy places the organism in Eukaryota, Metazoa, Chordata, Actinopteri, Cyprinodontiformes, Fundulidae. The transcript has 3 exons.
AUGUUACCAUCUCAAACUGCUGGUGUGACUGUGAGUCCCAGCAGAUCUCAGUUCUUUAGAGGAGAAUCUGUGUCUCUGAGCUGUGAGGAGGACAGCAGCUCUGCUGGAUGGACUGUGAGGAGAAACACAACCAGAGGAACCAGGACUCAGUGUGGAGAUGGAUGGGGGAUACCAGCUGGUUCUACCUGCACCAUUGGCUACCUGGACCCAUUGGACAGUGGAGUUUACUGGUGUGAGUCCAGAGAGGGAGCAGCCAGCAGCAGCAUCCAGCUCAAUAUCACUGGUGGAUCAGUGAUCCUGCAGAGUCCUGUCCUCCCUGUGAUGGAGGGAGAUGACGUCACUCUGAGCUGUCAGGCAAAGACCGCUCCCUCCAACCUCCCAGCUGCUUUCUAUAAAGAUGGCUCCCUCAUCAGGACUGAGCCUGCAGGUCACAUGACCCUCCACCAUGUGACCAGCUCUGAUGAAGGCCUCUACAGGUGUAGCAUCAGCGCUCAUGGAGAG